Closterium sp. Yama58-4 is the source of this 1527-nucleotide messenger RNA. Lineage: Eukaryota; Viridiplantae; Streptophyta; Zygnematophyceae; Desmidiales; Closteriaceae. The record is from the annotation of a GenBank genome assembly.
AUGCAGCCCCGCGCUCUCCUCCCCCAUUCCCUGCACCCUUCCGCCUUUUCCCCGCUCACCCAUCCCCUGCUCACCCGCGUUUCCGCCACCCCCCGCCGCGUCUCGCCUCGCGCGCAGCAAUCAGGCGCUUCCGACACUCCGCGCGCCGAUGCGCCCGCGCCUACUGAAGCCACGAUGGCGGACGGCGCGGAGUUUGUGCGCCCGCAUCUGCGCCGGCUGAAGCCCUACACCCCCAUCGUGCCGUUCGAGGUGCGCCCAUCCGCCCUUCCAGUCUCCGCAUCGCUCAUCCUCUCCCUCCCUUCCCUUUCCCCGCCCCUCUCACUGCGCUGCUGCGCCUGGGCGGGCGAGGGAGUGCGCGCGCUUGGAUGGGCGGGGGGGGUGGCGGAGCAGGUGCUGUCGGCGCAGCUGGGGCGCGCGCCAGAGGACAUCGUGAAGCUGGACGCCAACGAGAACCCUUACGGCCCGCCACCUGAGGUGAGGGAGGCGUUGGGAUCACUAUCAUUCCCGCACGUGUAUCCGGACCCGGAGAGUCGCCAGCUGAGGUCGCUGCUGGCGCAGGAGUGUGGCGUGCCCAUGGAGCACCUGCUCGUGGGCUGUGGGGCAGACGAGCUCAUCGACCUCAUCAUGCGGUGUGUGUUGGAGCCGGGGGAGGCGAUAGUGGACUGCCCGCCCACCUUCACCAUGUAUGCCUUUGACGCCCAUGUCAACAACGCACACGUCAUCACGGUGCCGCGGCGCAGUGACUUCUCAAUAGACGUGGCGGGCGUGGUGGCGGCGGUGGAGGCGCAUCGCCCCAAGCUGCUCUUCCUCACCUCGCCCAACAACCCCGACGGCAGGUGCGAGCCCAACAACCCCGACGGCAGGUGCGAGCCCAACAACCCCGACGGCAGCAUGUUGAGCGAGGAGGACCUGCAGCAGCUGCUGCGGCUGCCCGUGUUGGUGGUGUUGGACGAGGCGUACAUCGAGUUCAGCGAUCGCCCCUCCGCCAUGCCGCUCGUGCAGCGCCACGCCAACCUCAUUGUGCUGCGCACCUUCAGCAAGCGCGCUGGGUUGGCGGGGCUGAGGGUGGGGUACGGGGCGUUCCCCUUGCCGCUGGUGGAGUACCUGUGGCGCGCCAAGCAGCCCUACAACGUGUCCGUCGCUGCCGAGGUCGCCGCCUGUGCUGCACUCUCCAACCAGCCCUACCUGCAGGCAUGUCAUGUCUCCGCUAACCAGCAAUACCUAGGGUCUGUGUUGCCAAUAAGAGUGGGUGAGGUGAGGGAUGCGCUGGUGAGGGAGAGGGCGCGUCUCAUGGGCCACCUCACAGCGCUGCCGUUCCUCAAGCCCUUCCCCAGCCACGCCAACUUCAUUCUCUGCGCCCUGCACAACACCCACUGGACUGCCAAGCAGCUCAAGGAUGAGCUGGCAGGGCGGGGCAUCAUGGUGCGGCACUACAGCCAGCCCGACCUCUGCAACUACAUUCGCAUCAGCGUCGGCAAGCCCGAGCACACAGAUGCACUCAUUCUAGCACUCUCACAGUUGACUUAG